Pseudoliparis swirei is the source of this 3434-nucleotide messenger RNA. RefSeq names its product DEAD (Asp-Glu-Ala-Asp) box helicase 24 (gene ddx24). The transcript is spliced from 8 exons. Gene Ontology annotation, cellular component: nucleolus. The record is from RefSeq and is a predicted model, not a curated record. The coding region runs from base 301 to 3237 and encodes 978 amino acids. Gene Ontology annotation, molecular function: nucleic acid binding; ATP binding; RNA helicase activity. Lineage: Eukaryota; Metazoa; Chordata; Actinopteri; Perciformes; Liparidae.
CCUCGUUUCAUGCGUGGUCUGUAACGAUAUGUUGACAUAAAAAGAACUAAAGCCAGUCAAGGUAGUAAUAUUUUUGUUAUUUUUUUAACUUAUAGUAACUUCAUUCUUGUUUAUUAUUUACCACGCCGAUUGGGUCUGACAUUUUUACGGGCGUUUUCUAUAUUAGUUGGCGAGAGUGCGUCGGAACUUAGUUAGCGUUAGCUGCCGGCUAACUUCACACAUAACGCCACGCUUUUAACAGCUCCGGUUGAGGGAGGCAAUUCAACGUAUUGGCUUGACUCGGUAUAUAUUUGAACGAACAUGAAGAUCAUGAAGAUGAAACCCAGAAACACGCGUAUGUCCUCCGGGCCGAUGAGACCAGCCAAACGGAGCAUCCACAUGAAAGGCAAUUGGAAAGCUAUAGAGGUCGAUCCCAGUGUCUUCUCCGAGGAGGGAAUGGAGGGUCUGGUGUGUUUUGAAGAGCUGACAGAUUAUCGGUUUGUAGACGCUGAAAAGGCUGCAGCUAUUGCAGAAAAGAAAGCAACAAUGGAGAAGAAGAAGAUGAUGAAGAAGCAGAAUAAAACGAAGAAGAGAAAGGCCAGUGAGGCAGAGGAGACUGGAGAGAAGGUAGAUGUGGAGAACAUAGGAGAGAAAACAGCUGAACCAGCCAAGAAGAGAGCCAAAAGGAAGAAGAAAAAUAAGAAACUAGCUGCACAGGAAUCUGACCCAGCAGAUAAUGCGACUGAAGAAGCGAUACAGAAGGAUCGAGAAAAGAAAGCAACAAUGGAGAAGAAGAAGAUGAUGAAGAAGCAGAAUAAAACGAAGAAGAGAAAGGCCAGUGAGGCAGAGGAGGCUGGAGAGAAGGUAGAUGUGGAGAACAUAGGAGAGAAAACAGCUGAACCAGCCAAGAAGAGAGCCAAAAGGAAGAAGAAAAAUAAGAAACUAGCUGCACAGGAAUCUGACGCAGCAGAUAACGCGACUGAAGAAGCGAUACAGAAGGAUGUAGCUCCAGCUGAGGAGAAAAUAGAAGAUAUCCCAGAAGAUGCCUCUAAAGAUAGAGCAAUUAGUUCAGAACCUGCUGUUCAAUUAAAACCCACAAAGAAGAGUAAGAAAAAGAAGCAAAAGAAACGUAAGCCGCGCAUAAAAAAUGAUAACAUCUUAGAGGCGCAGCCCAACCAGGAGUCUACAUCAGAAGUUCAAUCUCUGGAAAAAGAAAAACCCACUCAAGAUAAAGCUACAAAGCAUCCCAAAAACAAAAAGCAGAUAAAGAAUUGGACGAAUGCAGGAAUGUCUGGCUCUGACGACAAACAUGCUGAUGUAAGUGCCUGGAAGGACUUGUUUGUCCCCUCUCCAGUGCUAAGGGCACUGAGCAGUCUUGGAUUUAGCUCACCGAGUCCGAUACAAGCCCUGGCUUUGCCUCCGGCCAUCAGGGAUCGUAUGGAUAUACUCGGGGCGGCCGAGACCGGAAGUGGCAAGACACUGGCUUUUGGUAUUCCCAUGAUCCACGCCAUCAUGGAGUGGAAGAACGGUUCAGAAAAGCCAGUUGAUGACAACACUGAAUCGACCACAGAGGUGGAGAGUUUGUAUUUACCAGAUGUAGAUCAGUCCCCACUAGAAGAAGACAUGGAGGACAACAUGGACGACGAGGGAGAAGAGGUUGAAAGCGUCGCAGAGCAGGAUCAGGAUCGGAGUGACGCAGAUGAACAUGACAGCGAAGAAAAAGAUGAUGAUGAUGGUGAUGAUGAUGAGAGGCUUGGAUGUGUUAAAGUAAUCGAUAAUGUCGAGUUUGACUUUGACCCCACCGCUGAAGCAGAAGAAGAAGACCCUGCUGGCGGUCGCAUUCAGCCUCUACUUGGACUGGUGCUCACACCCACCAGGGAGCUGGCUGUUCAGGUCAAGCACCAUCUUGAUGCUAUCACAAAAUUUACAGACAUCAAAACAGUAAUAGUGGUGGGUGGCAUGGCACAAGAGAAACAACGGAGGAUGCUGAAACGAAGACCAGAAAUUGUGAUUGCCACUCCAGGACGUCUGUGGGACUUGAUCCAGGAGAAGCAUCCACAUCUGCUGAAUUUAAGACGGCUCAAGUGCCUGGUCAUCGAUGAAGCCGAUCGCAUGGUGGAGAGAGGCCACUUUGCGGAGCUGGGGAGUCUGCUGGAGAUGCUGAACACCGUUCAAUUCAAUCCCAAGAGGCAGACGUUCGUGUUCUCGGCCACACUGACCAUGGAUCGCAGCCUGCCCACCCGCCUUCUGCAGAAGAAGAAGAGGAAGCAUCUGGACCAGAGGGGCAAGCUGGAAGUUCUCAUGGAGAAAGUGGGGAUCAGGUCCAAACCCAAAAUCAUUGACCUGACCAGGAAGGAGGCAACUGUGGAGACCCUGACUGAGACCCGAAUCCUUUGUCAGAAGGAAGAGAAGGACUUCUACCUGUAUUACUUUCUGCUCCAGUAUCCCGGCCGCACCAUGGUAUUUGCCAACAGCAUAGACUGUAUCAAGAGACUGAACUCUCUGCUGGUUAUCAUGGACCGGACUCCGCUGCCCCUUCAUGCCAACAUGCACCAGAAGCAACGCUUCAAGAACCUGGAACGGUUUGCUGAGAGGGAGAGUUGUGUUCUGCUGACGACGGAUGUGGCCGCUCGGGGACUGGAUAUCCCAAACGUUGAGCAUGUCAUUCACUACCAGGUUCCCAGGACCUCUGAGACCUACGUCCAUCGGAGUGGCAGAACAGCGCGAGCGACCAAAGAGGGUCUGAGUUUGCUGCUAAUUGGCCCAGACGACAUGAUGAACUUCAAAAAGAUCUACAAGGCUCUUGGGAAGGACGAGGAGCUUCCCAUGUUCCCCAUUGAGAUCAAAUGCAUGGAAGCCAUCAAGGAGCGGGUGAACUUGGCCAGACAGAUAGAGAAGAUUGAGUUCCACAACGGCAAGGAGAAGCAGCACAACUCCUGGUUCAGAAAAGCAGCCGAGGCCCUGGACCUGGACCUGGACGAUGAUCUUUUAAUUGGCGGGGCGAAGGACGAAAACGAUGACAGAGAGCAGCAGAGGGCGGUGAAGGGGAUGAAAAAUCAUUUGAAGCAUCUGAUCUCCCAGCCGGUGUUCAAGAAUGUGUUUUACAACAAGUACCCCACUCAAAUGGGAAAGCUGUCCCUGCCUCACAUGCCGCAAGCCGGGAGUGGAAACGCCCUCACCAGGGUUUCAAUGCAGGAGAAGAAACAGAAGUUAAAGAGAGGUGUUGCACAACAGCAGAAAAAAGAGCAGCCGCAAUGACGUGUGAAUGGAAUGUGUAUUUAGAGAGGCCAUCUCCAACAUGGUGUAGGGAAUUGUUCAUUUAUGCAAAUGUUUUACAUAAAUUAAUUGAAAUACUUAUCGCACAAUGUGCAAAGAAAAUGUAUUUCCAAAUGUCGAGUCGCUGUUCACUGCAAGCCUUUUAUAAAAAUCUGUCUUCACCAGUGUCUUAACGCCCA